Molecule: messenger RNA, 1638 nt
Organism: Xylona heveae TC161
Lineage: Eukaryota; Fungi; Ascomycota; Xylonomycetes; Xylonales; Xylonaceae
Product: MFS general substrate transporter
Exons: 6
Coding region: 1-1638 (545 amino acids)
Biological process (GO): transmembrane transport
Molecular function (GO): transmembrane transporter activity
Source: RefSeq, a predicted model, not a curated record
AUGACAGGCCCUACAGCCGCGCCGUCGGCCGACCCUAUCAGGACAACUCCGCCUAAUCCCAUAGAGCAAAGCUCCGACGAGACCCUCCAGGGACAGACAGCCACAGACUCUCCUUUCGAAAAAGACCGCUCCUAUGACCCGACCCUGGACGAAGAGGGCAAGGAGGAGGAGCUCGAAGCAGACGUCGAGAAAGAGGGUGCGGUGGAGCCUCCACCACCAGCACCGCCUGCCAAGGAUCCCAAUGUCAUAGAGUGGGAUGGCCCUGAUGAUCCAGGAAAUCCGCAAAAUUGGCCCCUCUUCAAAAAAUGGAGGGUUACCAUCAUGUUGGGUAUGAUGACAUUCUGCGUGACCUUCGCCAGUAGUGUCUUCAGUACGGCUAUCGUAGCUACUUCAAUUCGUUUCCACGUCUCGACCGAGGUGAUGACACUGGGCGUCAGCUUGUUUGUAUUGGGUUUCGCACUUGGCCCACUCAUGUGGGGUCCUUUCUCUGAGCUCUUUGGCCGCAAGAAGCCGCUCUUUGCGGGGUAUAUCCUUUUCGUCAUUUUCCAGGUCCCCGUUGCCGUUGCUCAAAACGUGCAAACGAUCAUGCUGUGUCGCUUUUUUGGUGGGCUCUUUGGCUCAGCACCCUUAGCUAUCGUUGGUGGUGCACUUGCGGAUUUUUGGGGCCCGGUCGAUCGAGGCGUUGCACUCUGUGUCUUUGCUGGUGCAACAUUUAUCGGUCCCAUCGGCGGUCCCAUUCUAGGCGGUUUCAUUACCCAGAGCUACUUGGGCUGGCGCUGGACCGCAUAUAUCACCUUGAUCAUCGGAGCGCUCAUGCUUGUUCUCGGUAUUUUCCUGGUUCCGGAAUCCUAUGGGCCUGUCCUUCUUCAGCAGCGAGCCAAACGGAUCCGAUAUUCCACGAAGAACUGGGCUGUUCGCUCAAAGCUGGACGAGACCGAGCUUGAUAUGAAGAAUCUGGUCAACAAAUAUCUCUUGAUUCCAAUCAAAAUGCUCAUCUACGAACCAAUUCUCAUUCUUGUGACCAUCUACCUGGCACUCAUUUAUGGCAUCAUGUAUCUCUUCUUUGAAUCCUAUCCCAUCUCCUUCCAGGAAGAGCGGGGUUGGAAUGAGGGCGUUGGUGCUUUGCCGUUUCUUGGUAUUGGUAUCGGAGUCGCUCUAGGCUGCGGUGUCAUUGCUUGGACGUCCAAGACCCGCUUUGCGCGGAAGAUGAAGAAGCACGGACGCGUCAUUCCGGAAGAACGCUUGCCGCCCAUGAUUCUGGGAGCUAUCAUCUUCCCUCCGGGCCUCUUCUGGUUCGCUUGGACGAGCAACAAGCACAUCCUUUGGGUGCCCCAAGUGAUUUCUGGCAUCCCGAUUGGCAUGGGUGUCCUGAUGAUCUUCAUGCAGGGUCUCAAUUACCUCAUCGACGUAUACUUGAUGCACGCAAAUUCCGCCAUUGCUGCCAAUACCCUUCUCCGGUCUGCAGCAGGAGCCGGCUUCCCGUUGUUCGCUGCCCCUAUGUUCCACAACUUGGGUGUGGCAUGGGCCACGAGCCUUCUCGCGUUCUUGCUGGUCGCAAUGGCUCCUGUGCCGAUCAUCUUCUUUUUCUACGGUAAGAAGAUCCGGCAGUGGAGCAAAUACAGCCCCACCGCUAAAUAG